This is a messenger RNA of Sceloporus undulatus (fence lizard), 7702 nucleotides long. RefSeq names its product discoidin domain receptor tyrosine kinase 1 (gene DDR1). Gene Ontology annotation, molecular function: ATP binding; collagen binding; protein tyrosine kinase collagen receptor activity. The record is from RefSeq and is a predicted model, not a curated record. Gene Ontology annotation, biological process: multicellular organism development; protein phosphorylation; cell surface receptor protein tyrosine kinase signaling pathway. NCBI's taxonomy places the organism in Eukaryota, Metazoa, Chordata, Lepidosauria, Squamata, Phrynosomatidae. Gene Ontology annotation, cellular component: signaling receptor complex; membrane. The transcript has 18 exons. Bases 463 to 3333 code for a protein of 956 amino acids.
GGGAGAGAGUUGCAACCAGAGAAGAAAGAAGGAAUAAGGAAGAGAAGGAGAGAAAGGAAGAAAGGAAGAAAGAGAGAGAGGAGGGGGGCCAGUGGGACCAGAGUCUCCGCCCCAAAGGGCUGGCAAGGUCGGUGGUGGGAGCAAGGGCUGCAAAGGCUGGAGGAGAUAGACCAGGAAGAACUGGCUUGGCAACUUCAGAGGCUACUCUUUCGUAUGUUGCAAGAAAGGAACCGGAUUCACUCCUGGUUGAGGUUUCUCUUACUCAGAGGAUCCUCUUGCACCCGAUCCCCUUGGCCUGACUUCCCGGACUGGAUUACAAACCCAGCGAUCGCCCCCGAUCUUGGAGUGGAUUCUCUGCCUUGCCAUUCGGAGUGGAUUCCUUGUCUCCUUUCCAGCAGAGAAGGACGCCCCAGGAAAGGCAUGACUAUUCAACCGUCGGUGUAGCCGGUCAGCCCAGAAAGGAUGAUGGGACCCAUAACACUUUGCUUCUUGGUCUUGGCAUCUGUUGGCAUAGCUGAGUUGGAAGAGCACUUUGACCCAGCUAAGUGCCGCUAUGCGCUGGGUAUGCAAGAUCGUACCAUCCCGGAUGAUGCUCUCUCAGCCUCCAGCUCAUGGUCUGACUCGACUGCUGCCAAACAUAGCAGGUUAGCACUGAGUGAGGGAGAUGGAGCCUGGUGCCCUGCAGGACCUGUGUAUCCUAAUGAUGCUGAAUACCUGGAGAUUGACCUGCGUCGGCUACAUUUCUUAACCUUGGUGGGGACGCAGGGCCGGCACGCAAAUGGCCAUGGCAAGGAGUUUGCCCGUGCUUACCGGCUCCAUUACAGUCGCGAUGGACACCGUUGGAUGCCUUGGCGGGACCGGUGGGGCAAUGAGGUGAUUUCUGGUAAUGAAAAUACAAAGGAUGUGGUACUGAAAGAUCUGGGACCACCAAUCAUUGCCCGAUAUGUCCGCUUCUACCCACGUGCAGACCGCGUCAUGAGUGUCUGCCUGCGUGUGGAGCUCUAUGGUUGUGUCUGGAAAGAUGGCCUUCAGUCAUACACAGCUCCGCUAGGCCAGGUCAUGCCUCUUGUCCCUGAACCUGUCUACCUGAAUGACUCCACCUAUGAUGGGCACAGCGUCCACAAGUUGCACUUUGGGGGUCUUGGCCAAUUGACUGAUGGUGUUGUAGGCCUGGACGAUUUCACCCAAACCAAAGAGCUGCGUGUUUGGCCAGGGUACGACUAUGUGGGCUGGAGGAACAGCUCUUUUCCUGGUGGCUUCAUUGAGAUGGAGUUUGAGUUCGAUCAACUCAGAACCUUCACUUACAUGAAGGUUCAUUGCAACAAUAUGCAUACGCAUGGGGUAAGCAUCUUCCGGCAAGUGGACUGCCUCUUCAAGCGCAGCCUGGCCACAGCCUGGGAACCCAUCCCUGUCUCGCAACAGCUUGCUGUGGACGUGAAGAACCCCAGUGCCCGCUCCCUCACAGUUCCCCUCGAAGGGCGCCUGGGCCUGUUUGUCCAGUGCCAUUUUCACUUUGCUGGCGAGUGGAUGCUUUUCAGUGAAAUAGCUUUUCUCUCUGACAUUGUGGAUGAUCCCUCUCUCUCAGUGUCAAGCGGCCGUCCCCCAGUAGUGGCCCCACGUCGACCUUCAGGCCGCAACAAUCCGAUCUCCCCAGCCCUGGGAUCUGCACUGAAUGAAAAUGCUGGUGAUGCCUCAAACUUUACACUCCAAGACCUUGAGAGCCAAGGGGAACCGAAAUCAGGCCAGCCCAUUGCAAAGGAUGAUAACAGCAAUACCUCCAUCCUGAUUGGAUGCCUGGUAGCCAUCAUCCUACUCCUGUUGGUUGUGAUAUUCCUCAUCCUUUGGCGGCAAUACUGGCAAAAGAUCUUGGGGAAGGCUCAACGCCGAAUCUCUGACGAUGAUCUCACGGUUCACCUCUCUGCACCUAGCGACACCAUUGUCAUCAACAACACAAUGGGUUCCCACAGACACUCCAACCGCUAUGAGCGCAUCCACUCAGGAGAGACGGAGUACCAGGAACCCAAUAGGGCUCGUAUGAAGCUGCCAGACCUGCCGCACAGUGCUGAGAACUCUGGUGAGAGAGCCAAUUGGGGAGCGGAGCUAAAUGAAAGAGAGGGAAAAAGAAAAGCUCUGCUACUCAGCAACCCGGCUUACCAUCUCUUCCUGGCCACUUAUGCCCAGCCAAUGGGAAGGCCUGCUUUCCCGCCACCCAACCGGGUUAAGCCAAUCAACACCAAUGCAUGUGGGGUUGACUACAUGGAGCCAGAAACCACAGGCUGCCAGCCAGGCUUCCAGAACAAUGUGCCACAUUAUGCUGAAGCUGAUAUCAUAAACCUGCAGGGGGUGACCGGCGGGAACACAUACGCCGUACCAGCAGUGGCAGUAGACGCCCUCACAGGGAAGGACAUGGCGUUGGGCGAGUUCCCCCGGGACCGGCUCAUCUUCAAGGAGAAGCUGGGAGAAGGACAGUUUGGAGAGGUCCAUUUGUGUGAGGUGGAGAAUCCUCAGGACCUGCCGAACUUGGAGUUUCCCUUCAAUGUGCGCAAAGGGCGCCCCCUUUUAGUGGCUGUGAAGAUUCUGCGUUCCGAUGCCACUAAGAAUGCAAGGAAUGACUUCUUGAAGGAGGUGAAGAUCAUGUCACGCCUGAAGGACCUGAACAUUGUGAGACUGCUAGGUGUGUGUGUACAGGAUGAUCCACUGUGUAUGAUCACGGAGUACAUGGAAAAUGGUGACCUGAACCAGUUCCUUAGUGGACAUGAGCUAGAAGAUAAGCUGGGUGGCAGCCCCAGUGGGAAACCAACCAUCAGCUAUCCAACCUUGAUUCAUGUGGGAGCCCAGAUUGCCUCAGGAAUGGCUUUUCUUGCCUCACUCAACUUUGUGCACCGAGACCUGGCUACACGAAACUGCCUAGUGGGUGAAGGGUUCACCAUCAAGAUUGCUGACUUUGGCAUGAGCCGGAACUUAUAUGCUGGGGACUAUUAUCGUAUCCAGGGCCGGGCUGUGCUGCCUAUACGCUGGAUGGCUUGGGAGUGCAUCCUCAUGGGUAAGUUCACUACUGCCAGCGAUGUCUGGGCCUUUGGAGUCACGCUUUGGGAGGUGCUCAUGCUGUGCCAGGAGCAGCCAUACAGUCAGCUGACUGAUGAAGCUGUCAUUGAGAACGCUGGUGAAUUCUUCCGCCACCAGGGCAAACAGGUCUAUCUCAUCCGCCCUCCUGCCUGCCCCUUAGCUGUCUAUGAGGUGAUGUUGAGAUGCUGGGCACGAGAGGCCAAAGACCGCCCAUCUUUCCAAUACCUGCACCGCUUCCUUGCUGAAGAUGCCCUCAAUAUGGUGUGAACCAACCUGGCACUGGAUAGCAAUGGCGAUGUUAAAGAGUUGGACUACAACACAGAGACUGCUAGGGCAGCAUGGGGCUUGGGGAGGGGUAAUGCUCUGGAACUUACUCUACUGCAGUCCUUAUGGGGGUAUUGCCUCAUCCCUGGUCCAGCUGAUUUCCUUACAUCAACCUCCACCCACCCAUCAGUCUCUACUAAUUCACUUUUUCAUCUAUCACACUCUCUUUGGCAUAUUCAUCUUCCAUCUCAUGAUCCUGUCCAACACACUGCUCCUCCUUCUUCCAGUCUGUAGCUUCACAUGCAUACAUACAUACAUACAUAGUCUUUUCUUGUUUGUGUUUUGUCUAAUAUCUCUUAAGAAAUUUUGUGAGUGUCCAUUCAUUAAUGCUCAUAAUGUCCUUCUUCUCAUCACUAUGCGUAUUUUCCAUAUAUCCAUCCCAUAAUCUAUCCAUCUUUCUCUGCUUCCUUGUCUCAUCUUUGGUUUCUCAAAGUGUGAGUUCAGCCUCAUUUAAGGGAACAGGGAAUUGGUUGGCUAGUUGAGGGCUUAAGAGCAUCCUCCAGAGUUCCUUCCUUUGAAUGGUCUGGGCGACAGAAUGUUCAGCCAAUAACUUCUUUCUGGCUAAUUCAUUGCUAGCUUACUGUAUGUGCUGCUCUGUGAACUGAUAUAAUACAGUGGCUAAGACUGGGAAGCUGGAAGACCAGAGUUAUAAAUUCUGCUGGAUGGCUUUAGAGAAGAUAUUCUUGUGGUCUCAGGCCCUCUUUUUCAAGCUGGUGGUUUUAAUACUUGCCUGUAUCAUAGGGUUGUUGUAAGGAUUACUGAAAGAGAGAGAGAGAGAGAACUGAAACACUUUAAUCAAAAAUAGUAAAAAUCAAUUAUCAUUGUGCAUAUUUUGUGCCCUCAUUUUGUUCAGGCGAAUGGCACAAUGCCCUGAUUCUGAACGGUAUUGUUUUUUCCUGCUGUUAUUACUCCCUAUGAUGCUUCAGAACCAGGGCUGCAAAACUGUGAGGCCAUACCCCCACCUUUGGGAAGACAUGCAGCAUGUGGAUGAAGGAGGAGAUUCAGAGUUCUGAGAAAGGAGGGAAUAUGAGGAAGGUGGAGCUUUCCUCACCUCACCAGCCAAGCCGUGAAUAAAUUGAAUGCCCACUAACAGAGAAUCCACUGAGUCUCUCUGUGUGUAACUGUUCCCCUACUAGCCCCCCCCUCUCUCUAACCCCAUUUCCCAAAGCACUCCUUUUUGUUUUAAUUAUUUCUUUGCCCAUGGAGAUGCCUUUUUCAAUUCUUCUAAUGACUAGGACAAUCCUAUAUGUAAGUCAGCUCCACUAAGCUAGAUGUACUUGCUUUCAGGAAAUUGUGUUUGCAGCCUUGGUACUGUAUUAAUGUUCCAAUGCAGAGGCUUUUGUGCACAGUGGCAGUCUGCAAGGACUUUUACAUACUGAGGGUUGGUGGAUGGAAAAUAGAUAGUGGGCCCUGACUUUUGGGCGACUUGAAACUUGGAAGCAAUUCGGUCUGUAACUCCUUAGGCUGCAGGUCAUAGUUGGAAUGAAUAGUGGCUAUCAGCAGAAUUGCCUUUCAUAUCUCAAUGCCUUGACCAAAUAAGAUGCUCACAUCAUAUUUUUUCCCUUCCUUUAAGGGAGGAGGCUCACCAAUUCUAAUCUCUGAGAACUCUAGCUCUGUUCUCUUUCCUAUUUCUGCUCUUUCUCUAGUGAAUGCCCCUCUCUUAUUAUCACCUUCAUCAGAGAAUGGGUACUAAGACUGGCGGUGGUGGGGAGAUACCUAGAGCCUUUGAAUAUCUCCAUAUUGGGGACUGUGUUUCUGUCUUUAGAUUUCACAUACAACUGGACUAACACUGGUUAAAUAAAACAGGACCCUUGGGUCCAAAAACACUGGGAUUAAUAGAGCACUGGAUGCUUGGAGAGGCUGGAAGAAGUGGUUUGAAUGGUACUUCACAAGGCCACUUGAGGCUGGGAGAACCAGUAUUAGCUGCUCUUGAGAGGCAAGGGGAAUACCUCUUGAUCUUAUCCACUUGUUGAAUGGGUGGUGACUCAGGCUGGCAGGAUCUGAUAUGGCACAGAAUGGACUUUACGCUGGAAACGUUUCAUGGUCUAACCUUAAAAAUGAAUUUAAUAUGAUAUUUUCCUAAAGAGCAGGUUUCCAUUCUGCUUCCCAACAUGCUACAGAUCCAUCCCACCUGGAGAGCUGGCCCCAUUUGUUGUAAAUUCAUUUGAUUUUCCUUUUUCCUGGAGACUUGAGGUGACCUGAUUGUAGAUAUUUUACUGUACAAAGUGGUGGGGAAGGAAUGCACUUGUCCAAAGCAAAUAGAGGGUGUUGGGGGAAUUGAUCUAGGUUUCAUGUUUUGUUUGCCUGCCUGCUAUUUCAUUGUGGAGAUGUCCCAAGGAAGGGUCUCUCAAAUCAGCAUUGUAGUUGUGCUCACAGCAGUGGGAUCUGUGCACAUAUAUGAGAUUCCGCAGUAAUCUAUGCUGGCAGCAUCCAGCAGAUAACUAAUGCAAUAAUACUAUUGCUAAUGCCAAUUCCUAUGUGUGGCGAGAACAGGAAAAUAUACCUCUCCCCCUUAAGUUGUGUUUGACUUCCUAAGGAAAAAAAAAAUGGAACAAAACCAAGGGAGGAAAGGUGCACUUUGAAAGCAGUCUGUUUCUUCAGCCAUUUUUCAAAAUGUAAAGUUUGUUGAAAUGGAUAAUUAUAAUUAGCAGUUGGGAGCAAGGGAGGGGAUCAUGUGUUCCAAUCAUGUGCUCAAAGUGUUCCAAAAUAAUUAGACUAUCUAUGCUUUGUGUUUCAGCUUUUGGCAAGUACACCUAAUUUGAAAAGACAUCAUUAAUGGCAGUUAUGCAUACAUUGGGCAUCAUUUUUCAAAAGUUAUGUUGUGCUGUCCAAUCCCAUCUGGAGAUGUUCCCCUGAGUUUGAUGGGAUUUACUCUCAAAUCAAUGUGCCCAGACAACAGCUUUAAUCCUAUUCCAUUGUUUUCAUAAUGUGUCUUGGAUCAAGAGAUGCAGAGACAGGAGAUAUUUGGGCAGUAGCCCUGUUUCACAGACAUUUACGGACUCUUGGAAGAUGUUGGUUUAAACUACCUGCAUUAAAAGAAUAGCAUAUAGCGCAAUAUUAAUUCUGUUUUACUUGGAGGCUAGCAUGUGGGGUCCACUGAGUUUUCCCCCCCAUUAGUCUUGGAUGAGAGAAAGUGAAAUUAUUAAAAACAAACACCCAAAUGUGUGGGAAAUGUUUAACCAUUCACUAUCUACAUUUGGUGGGUCUGUUCCAUAAUACAAACAUAACUUUGUGCUACAUGCUCUUCUUUUAGUAGUGUGUGAAGUUAACUUUUAACCCAUGGUGUGUGACUUUAUGCAAGAGACCUUAGAGUGCCUUGUGCUAGCAAUGUGUUUUGAGACCUCAUGCAAACUACAGGGACAGUUUGCUGCAGCUGUGAAUUUCGGUUCUCCCGUCUUUCCCAAGGGAUGUUGCACAAAAUCAGAAACAGCCCUUGUGUGCACAGAAGGACAUCUGAGCUCAAACCAGUGGGAUGCAGCCUACAUUUUCCAGCACUGGAGGGGAAACAUCCUGUAGUGGGCUGCUCAUCCCAUUCACUUUCAUAGGCAGGAUGAAGUUCGCCGUAGCAGCCAGCAAGAGAAGCAGCCCAUAUUCUGCCUUACUCCUGCCUCUGCUGUGCAUAGGCUAUUAUCUUUGUCAUUCUUUCCUUUGUUCCUCAAUUCUUCAUAUUUUUUUUAAAAGCUAGCCUUCCUUUCUCUUCCACAGUUAGUGGAUUUCUUUUAUAUUACAUUGACUGAAUAGUUCAUGGGGUGUUUCCCCUGCUAGCUGCUACUGCAAACUUCAUCUUGCCUAUGAAAGUGAAUGAGAGGAGCAAUCCAUUAUAAGAUGUUUCCUCUUCCAUUGCUGAAAACGAAAAACCUUUCAGGUAAGUCCAAUGUUCAUAUCUGAAACAUGUUCACUUGGGAAGAAGUCCCACAAGAAAGUGUCCAUGGGAUUGUAGGCACAAUCAUGAUUAAUUUUAGCAUGAUUAAGAAGGACUAAUGUUUUGAAUAUUUUCAGCUCAUCAUAACUAGAUGUAUAUUUCUGUUUUGAAGGUGUUUCCAUGGCACAUGAUGCCCAGUGUUGCUUCUCCGUGUCAUUGACUGUUCUCUCCUCUAUGCUGACCCUGUUGAAUACCUUUUUUUGUGUUUCUCUGGGGCUACUUGUAGCUGUUUGUUUGUAUUGUGUGCCGGGAUAUGUAUAUAUUUGAAGAGCAGAAAAAAAGAUAGAAAGAUUUUUUUUACACUAAUAUAUAGAUGUUUGGGGAUUUGUUUGUUUUUUUAGUCCUUUCCAUUUAUGUGGUGAAAUAAAACGCUUUGCAUUUUGUACAGUA